GGGGUGUCCUUACUGGUCCUUACAGUAAGUCAGGGGGUAGUUUCAUAUAACUUUACGCAGUCAUAUUAUUUAGGCCUACGUCUUCUUUAUUGAUAUUUGUUUUGUUUUUAUUUUUGUUUUAUUCUAAACUUUAGCAUUCGACUCUAACUUUAUCCACGCCUGUUCAAUCUCUGGUGGCAUUAUGGCAGUGUUUGAGAACUGUACUGUAGUGUUAGAUGUGAAGAAUUUGCCUUUUAAAGAGAAGAAUAAAUUGAGGUCAGCUCUUCUGGACAAUGCAGGAAACAUCUCCUAUGUCGUCAACAAAGAGUGUUCAUUUGUAGUCACAAGCUGUCUGGACGACUUGAGCAGUAACCGACAGCGCAGCAUUCAGAAGCACAACAUCCCACUGGUUGGCUUGCAGUAUGUGUGGAGUUGUCUGGAAAAAGGGCAUCUCCUGCCUUUGACAGAGCAUAUUUUGGCAUAUCCCAGCUUUGAGCCCCUCCCUUAUCCAGAGAUAAAAGUGUUGACCCAGCCAUCAGGGAAGUUGAAAGGUCAGCCGCAGCUCAGAAACACUGAGACUGAGAUUCUUGAGAAGGACGGACCCCAUCUUGGCAAAUUCAGAGUUUACAAAGAAAGUGACCGUGACAUGCCUGAAUUUCCCUCACAUUUUCAAGUGGCAAAGUAUUCAGUUUUUGAAAGUGUCAAACCCAAGACUUUGUCAGUUUUGGAGCUACAGAGUGCCAAAGGAGGAGCAGGCCAGCAGUAUCGUGUGUUGUGUUCCAUGUUGCGUGAAUCAGAGAAAGUAGUGGUGCAGGAUAAGCUUGUGUACUGUGUGACCUCUGAGGAUGCUGUGGAUGCCUAUCAGAUGCUGAUGAUGGAGAUGGAGACUCAAGGAUUCACACAGACACACACACUUCCUCCUGAGGCUGAGCAAAUGGCAUCCUACAGCUUGAAGCAGCUUCUGUUGGAGGAGAAGCUGAACUGCAGCACAUUAUCACAGGAAGUGGGCAUCUUUGUGGAGCUGGUCUGGACUGAAGCUCUCGGUUCCCUUGGCAACAUCCUGACGGUCCCUGUCUCAAGUAUCAGCCUCAAUGAUGUGAGUCGGGUGGAGGGAUUGUUGCUGCAGGCACAAAAGACUCAAAAAGAAGCUGAAGUCAAGGCCCUGCUAGAGGAAGUCAACACUCUUCUACCCCUCAGAAUGAUCGACCCUCCAUCUAAACACAAGCUUGUAUCUCAGAAACUAGACCUUUGUCAGCUGAUCAGAGAUAUUGUGAAUGUGAGUGAAGCCACUCUGAGAAGCCCCUCGCCCUCCUCUCUGGGAAAGUAUCGUGCACUGAGGUGCAGCAUUGAAGUAGUUCCACCACAAAACCCUGAGUUUCAUGUAGUCUCUCAACUGCUUCAGGACAGGACUGUUCAGAUUCAGCAGAUAUUGCGUGUAAACAGAGGGGUGGAGCUUCAAAUGUUUAGGGAGGAGAUAGGCAACAUUAAGCCCCUCCUCCACUCUACUAGUCCCAGAAGUUUUGUUGGAAUACUUUCACGAGGUCUGCUGCUGCCCAAGGUUGGAGUCGAACAGCAUGGAAUUGAGAGGACAGAUAUAGGGAAUCUUGGAGGAGGCAUCUACUUCAGUGACUCUCUAAUGACUAGUGUGAAGUACUCCAAGCCCAGUGUAACUGAUGGCUCUCGGCUGCUGUUGGUGUGUGAGGUGGCUUUGGGUCAAUGCAAGGACCUGCUGAAAAGAGACACCACUUUGACCUCUGCCCCUGAGGACUACAACAGCGUACAUGGAGUCCGCCGCACCCCGAAAAAACCCUCUGAAUUUGAGGAUGAUGAGUAUGUAGUAUAUAACACAGACCAGAUCAAACUGAAGUAUGUAGUGCAGUACACUCUGGAGGAGGACCAGUUAAAAAUGUUCCAGCCUCAUAUUGACACCUCUGUGGAGCUCACACUGCCCAUUGACACAACCUCUGACAUCUUGUCCAGUGAUGACAGUGAGGGUUUGGAGAGCACUAAGAAUCCUUUAGAGGAGAUGACCGCAGGUUUGCUGGACAGCAGUGGUCAGAAACUUCCCCUACUGGCUGUCCAUGUAAGAUGCAAGCUCAUGGACCUACUGUGUCAGGUCAUAAUUUUUCAGACUUACACAAAUCAGAGUGCUGUUCCUAUUGAAGCAAAGUAUGUCUUUCCACUGGAGGAGACGGCAGCAGUGUGUGGAUUUGAAGCCUUUAUCAAUGGAAAGCACGUCAUUGGAAAGGUAAAGGAGAAAGAGCAGGCUCGUAAGGAGUACAAACAAGCAAUAGAGAAAGGCCAUGGAGCCUACCUGAUGGACCAGGAUGCACCUGAUGUAUUUACUAUCAGUGUGGGGAACCUUCCUCCUGGAGCCACAGUUUUGAUCAAGUUGACCUUCAUCACUGAGCUGGUGGUGAGAGCAGGAUCUAUAAUCUUCUCACUGCCUGGCAGCGUUGCACCCUGGCAACAGAGCGACGCCCUUAAUCAGAGAACUCAGGGAACUGUUGAGAAGGUUUGUGUGACUGAGCUUCAGUCAGAGGGGGAGUUUUCUCUGUGUAUGUCCAUUGAAAUGCCUUAUGAGAUAAUCGACUUAAGGUCUUCACACCGCAUCAAAUCCAAGAUGACAGACUGUAAGGCAGUGGUCAGUACUUUACCCGGACAGACUCUUGGAUCUGAAGGGCUCCAGGUGUCCUUCAGUCUCUCUAAGAUUCACAUGCCCAGGAUGUGGGUGGAGAAUCAUCCAGAGAAAGAUAGUCAGGCCUGCUUGUUGGUGUUUUAUCCAGACUUUAAAUCAAGUGGGGUGUCCAGGACUGGAGAUCCGUCCAGUGUGAGUGAUGUGGUCAUUCUGCUGGACUCAUCUGAGUCUAUGCGGGGAGACGCCAUCAUGAAUGCUCGCAGGAUUGCCCUUCAAGUCCUCAACUCUCUCGAACGCUCACUCAAGAUCAACAUAAUCUCUUUUGCCACUGAUUACAAAGAAGUGUUUCCUGCAUCAGUGCCCUUAGAUGAGGCAUCUAAAUCAGCCAGACAAUUCAUUAUGUUCUCUAGUGGUGCUGGCGGCAGCACUGAGCUGUGGAGGCCUCUCCGUAGCCUGAGUCUGCUGCCUCCAUCACAGGGUGUGAGGAAUAUCCUGCUGCUGUCUGAUGGACAUGUUCAGAAUCAGGCUGUGACCCUACAGCUGAUCCGAGAGAACUCCUGCCACACACGCCUCUUCACCUGCGGCCUCAGUUUGACAGCUAAUCGUCAUAUGCUCAGAGCUUUGGCUCAAGCAGGUGGUGGAACAUAUGAAUUUUUUGACACAAAGAUGAAACACACUUGGGCAGAGAAGGUGCGUGCUCAGGUUCAGCGUAUGGAGUCUCCAGGCUGCAGAUCAGUGGCAGUGAAAUGGCAGCAGUUUAAUCCUACUGCGCCCCCUCCUGUUCAAGCUCCUUCACAGCUGCACGCUCUAUUCAGUGACUGUCAUACAAUGGUUUAUGGCUUUGUGCCACAUUGCACUCAGGCCACACUGUUUGGAGAUCUGAGUGGACAGGAGAUCAAAACAAUGGUGUCCACCACAGAACUACAAAAGACAAAGGGAACUUUCCUCCACAAAUUAACGGCUAGAGCGAUCAUCAGAGAUUAUGAAGAUGGCAUUCUUGGCAACAGUGAAGCUGAACAUGAGGGGAAGAAAGCUGAGCUGAAGUCCUACAUCACUGAGCUCAGUAAAGAGUUCUCCAUCUUGUCCCAGUUUACAAGCUUUGUCGCCAUUGAAGAGAGGGACCAGAAUCAGCUUGACACUGGAUUCACAGAUAUUCCUAAACUGAUUGCUGAGGAGGAUGUGGAUAUUCUGUCAUAUAUGGGCUGGACUGAGGAGAAGCAGACUGCUGGUGAUAACGAAGAGGAGCUAAAAUUAGUGGAAAUCAUCAGUGGCACCUCCUGUGAUUAUGAAGAUGCUCCUUAUGAUUUUUUCGAUGACAUCUUGGAUGGAGAUGGUGAAGGUUAUUUGUCUCUGUCAGACUAUGAGGGAUCUAUGAGUUCUUAUUUUAAAUCUAAAACUGAGCUAAAAUCAUCAAAAACCCACACUGGUUUCUCCUCUGAUGUUGUUUACGGACAGUGUUACAAUAAUAUCUUUGAGGAAAUCCUUCCAUCUCCUCCUUCCCCUGUCUUCAACAUUCACAAAUUUAAACAGAGCAAGAUAGAUGGUCUUCACACCAUGAAUGCCGCAUAUCCCUCUUUAAGGGCUCAAAGAUGUGAUUCAGUGCAUCACCCUAACCUUUCCACCAAACUGGUUGCUGGUUCCCCUUCUGAGUACUAUAGCUCAGUUCCCUUCCCUAUGGAUCUCUCCAUAACUGCCUACAGCCCUUCUGCUCCUCCCCUUGGUGCCAAGAUGCAAAUACCUUGCACCACGACUGCCAUUCUUUCCUCUCGUUAUGAGCAUGAAAGCGUUCCAGUGCCUCCACCUGCCACCAAGCCUGACACCUCAGUGCCUCCUUCCCCUCCUGUUAUCAUUGCUGGUUCCCCACCUGAGAACUGGAGACCUAAACCUAAGCCUCUCUCCACGACUUACAAACCUUUUUUACACCUCUGUGAUGACAUGAUGCUGGAACCUUCCCUCAAAAGUGUUAAGCCUCCCUCCCCCCUUGCCUCCAUGCUUCCCCCUCCUCCAGCCCCCUUUUUAUCAUUGCCUGUUAAACCCAUAAUACCUGGGUUGCCCUCUUAUGGUCAAUAUGGUAGUCCUACUGAUGCCCUCCAAAAGUCAGUUGAGCCUGAACAGUUCUGUGGGUCCUCAGUCUCUAAUUUGAGGUCUUCGUUUAUGUUUGGAGCAUCUGUUCAGCAUCAACAACAAGGCUUUGGGAUUUCUGCCUCUACUCAAGUUGGCAGUUCUGUUCCAAUGCCUCCCCCUGCCAUCAAGCACCAAGCUCCUCCUCCUGCUCUUGCCACUGGUGCCAUGAUGUCUUUACCUUGCUCCAGGAGUGACAGGCCUCCCUCACCCCCUGCCUGCAUGCCUUCUUCUGCUCCUGCCUCCUAUUUCUCUUAUCCUGUUAAACCCAUAAUACCUGAGUUGACCUCUUUCGCAUAUGGCAGUCCUAGAACGCAUGAUGCCCUCCAGAAUGCAGCUGAGCCUGAAAAGAACUGUGGUUCCUCAGCCCCUCAAUUUAGGCCUUCAGUUAAGUUUGGAGCAUCUGUACAACAACAACAAGGAGGCUUUGCGUAUUUUGCCUCUCCUCAGCAACAGCAACAACUCUUUGGGAUGUCUGCCUCAAAUCAAGCUGGCGGUACUGUUCCAAUGCCUCACUCGGCCAUCAAGGACCAAGCUCCUCCUCCUGCUCCUCCCUCUAGUGCUAUAAUGCCUAUAGUUUGGUCCAUGAGUGGCAGGCCUCCCUCACCCCCUGCCUCCAUGCCUCCUCCUCCUGCCUCCUUUUUCUCUUGGGCUGCUAAACCCAAAAUACCUGAGUUGCCCUCUUUCACAAAUGGUAAUCCUUCUGGUGCCCUCCUGAACAUAGCUGAGCCUGAAAAGGACUGUGGUUUCUCAGACCCUCAAUUUAGGCCUUCAUUUAAGUUUGGAGCAUCUGUUAAGCAACAACAAAGAGGCUUUGAGUUUUUUGCCUCUCAUGCUGCUAAAAGUGUUCCAAUGCCUCCCCCUGCCAUCAAGCACAAAGCUCCUUCUCCUGCUCAUCCCCCUGGCGCCAUGAUGCCCUUAACUUGCUCCAUGAGUGUCAGGCCUCCCUCUGCCUCCAUGCUAUCCCCUCCUCGUCUCCAAGUUUUCAGUACACCCAUAAUACCACAACAACAGCAACAAAUGCGUGAACUACAACAACAGCAGCAACAAAGUUUUUUUGCACUUGCAAAAAACAGUACCUUUAGUUGGUUAAGUGUUCAAAAUGAACCAAACAAAAUAACAGCACUUAACUUGGCAUGUGCACCACGAAGACCACCUGACACAGUGGCCUGGGAUGAGCUGUUUGAGCUUCAACAUGAGGAUGGAUACUGGGAAUGCACUGGGAGGCUGAGUAGUUUCCUCAGCCUGGAUGUAGACUUUUUUGCCAAUGUCUUCCUUAAGGAGAAAGGCAUCUGUUCCUUGGGUGUGAAGGCUCAUGUGGACAUUCUGAGACUGGUGGCCACUCUGUUGGUGCUGCAGCUGAUUCGGGUGAAGAAGCUGGCAGAGGGAGAGCUGCUCCUGUCUCUGUUCAAGCUGAAAGAGUCCCAGGGGAGCAGGCCAGUGCACUGGGAGGCAGUGAAGAGGGCAGUAGACUGGGCUUGCUGGGCAGACAGACAGUAUCCAUGUGUGUGCAGCAGGCUGGAGUUUGGCUGGGAUUGGGACUCAUCCACACGGCAGUUACUUGGCUGUGACUCACCACUCCCAUUCUCCCCAAUUAUUCCUGUUCUGGAGAGGCGUGUGGAUGUAUCAGUCAUGUAGAACCUGGGCACAGACGUUUCUAUUCAUUUAAAUUUGUUGCUUUACUUGCUGAUCUUUUAAUAUAGCAAAAGAGUGUUUAAAUAUUUCAAGAAAUGAAUUAUCUGGCUUAAAUACAAAUAGUUAAUCUGAUGAGCAUCUUGCUUGGUUUAUAUGAGAGGUGUUAAAGGAAUAGUUCACUAAUAAAUUUACAUUCUGUCAUAAUUUCUUCACCCACAUGUCAUUCCAAAUGUAUGACUUUCAUACAUUUGGAAUAGAACACAAAAAAGUAUAUUUUGCACGAGGCUGGUUUACAGGGCUGUCAAGCUCCAAAAAGCACACUAAAAGUGGUUCAACUCUUCUGAAGCCAUUCCAUAGCUUUGUGUGAGACUGAAAUUUAAGACGCAAUUAGCUGAAAAUCUUCUCCUCUAUUGUAACUCUCAUAUCUCAUUAAUGCUUGCAUCUAGUUCAAAGGAUUCAUAUGUUUUGUCAUGAUAUAUUUUGUCAUGAUCGGUCAUUAGACGCUUGUGUACCAAUGAUGUUUGACCUCAUUGACAAAAAACCUGGUUAAACAUGUCUUGAGGUGCCAUGUUUAAAUGUGCACAAUCAUGAAUAAAGACAUGGGUUUGGAGUGAUAUGAGGGUAGUAAAUAAUGACUGAAUUUUAUUUUUUGGGUGGACUAUCCUUUAUUAAAAUUGCAAAAUUGUUUGUGAGAUGUUCUGUCAAACUGAAUAGAUGUUUUGGGUCAUACAUUAUAGUAUUCAUGUAACAUUGUAAAUACAUAAUUAAGAAAUGAAUAAUUUACAUAAUACACUAACAGUCAAAAGUUUGGACAAACUUUACUAACUGUAUAUUGUUUGUGAUCUUAAAAAACCUUUUGAGUAUCCUGGAGUUUUCCCAUUUGGCCUUCCCUCUAAAACACCCAUUGAAACACUGCACAAACUGCUUGACAAAUUACUGCUUUUGUCCAAAACAGGCAUUCUUUAUAGAUGGAUAAAUGAUUGUAUACUGACAUGCCAGUGCUCCUUGUAAUGGAACCCUCUUUCAGUUGGUGGCUCUAAUAGGCUAAUUUGAUCAACUUUGAUGAAGAGAAUAAUAUAUAAAAGUGUAAAUAAUAUAUAAAGUAGUGGUGUUAAAACAUUUAAACAGUGAUCUGUUUAAAUGUUUUAUCACCACAUAAUUUCCAUACUUUCAUCCAAGGGCACCCACAGGAUUCUGAUCCAUGGUAUGCAGAAGAAGAAAAAAAUUGUAAUCAUUACUCGUAUUUGAACCCCAGCAGGUAUUUGUUUACAUUAUGCUUUCUUAAUUCAAAUGUUUUAAUUUAACAUUAAGUAUUUAAAUUUAGUCUUAAUUUAAAUUAUUUUAUGACAAACUUGCAUUUAAACCUCUUAAAUUGACAGUUAAUUUGCACAAUCUUUUGUAUGCACAAGAUCUGUCAAUUCCUGCCAGCACAAUAAUGAUUACAUUACUAACAAAGCAAUAGUCUUACAUUUCUGAUUCAAGUAAGAAGCCAAUGCCUACCUUGCAGUUAAAAGUUCAACCUCCUGGUCCCUGACAUGUCAAAUUCAUUCAGUACUCGCUCUGUUUAUUCCAAAGUCUUUGUGAAAUGUUCAUUAGAGCCAAGUCUGUGAUGCGCGUCUUCAUCUAGCAGUUCCUCAAAUAUGUAGGAUUUAUGUGAACAAAAAAGUUCAGAAAUUGUACUCUGCUUGCUUUUAUUAUUAUUGUUUAAACAAAACGAGAGUCUGUCACAAAACAUUACUAUUACAUUCUCCUUGUCAACUCCAGAUUAACAACAAAAUAUGUCAAGCGCCCCGCCAAUCACAUUCUAUCAAACAUAAUUACAGUGUCGCUGUUGGUUUGAAAUGUCUGACCGCCUUUUAUUCAGUUUGUAAUUUUGUUUUAUUUUUUUUAUGUAUUUUAUACUGCUUUCAUCUGUGUUAUUUAGUUUUGAUCGCUUCGCUAUUAUUGUAAAACAAUGGAAAACAGUAAUUAUAAAGAAUGAUUAGGUGUGUCCAAACUUUUGACUGGUAGUUCAUUCUUAAUAUAGUAUAAAAUUAUUUAGAAGAACCAUUGGUAAAUACAGACUGUUAUAGUAAUUAACUGUAUUAAUAAUGUGUAGGCUAUAGUAAAAUGGAUGCUGUAACGCAUUGAUCCCAUUAUUUGUUUUUGAGUGCAGUGAUGCCAUAUUUAUAACAAGCAAAAUAAAUGCAAUAAAAAGAUUCAGAAAUG
Molecule: messenger RNA, 8581 nt
Organism: Myxocyprinus asiaticus (Chinese sucker)
Lineage: Eukaryota; Metazoa; Chordata; Actinopteri; Cypriniformes; Catostomidae
Product: protein mono-ADP-ribosyltransferase PARP4-like
Exons: 35
Coding region: 182-6376 (2064 amino acids)
Molecular function (GO): NAD+ poly-ADP-ribosyltransferase activity
Source: RefSeq, a predicted model, not a curated record